AAGUACAUUUGCAAUUGCCAAGCUCCUUCUUAGUGGUUCUUCGCAUCAUAAAGAUACACUAUAACAACAAACAGGCAACAUAAAUCUCAUUUAAUUUCAGGUGAAAUCCUAAACCUUUGCUAAAAUGUCCAGCCAGGUGAUCACAGCUGACAAUGCUAAAAUUGUCAUCCAAAUAAAUCCACAGGUGGCUGAAGGACAAGAUAAGAGUAAAACUUAUGACAAUACACCCCUCAAAAGGUUUCUUAAAGUACAACCAAAGUCAUUGGGGAUUGUGCAGAUUAUGAUUGGAGUGGUAACCUUCUUGGUUGGUAUUGUGCUCACCACUGAAUUCCCCUAUUCUAUAAUACCUGUCAGUGGUGGUAUAACCUACUGGGGAUCACUCAUUUACAUCAUUGCUGGUUCUCUAUCUGUUGCUGCGGAAAAUAAACCCAAUCCCUGUCUGGUUUUAGCUCAUGGGAUCGUCGCAGUUAUGCUGGUUUUCUCCAUCCUUCAGUUCAUCAUCUCAAUCUGCAUCUGCAAAACCUGUUCCUGUGAUGCAAACCCACUCGUGAUCAGUAAUACAAUAGACCUGAUGGUUUUAGAGAAAGAAGCGUCCCCACUUAACAUGCCACAACCACCAAGGAGAAAUUAGCAGAAUGCAAAGAAAAUACUUAAGGUAUUAAGAUGGAGGACAGAGGCCUUUUGUAAUAAAAAAAAUUAUGUGGUUUUUAUUAAUAAAAUGAAAGUGCUAAUACUGAUUUUGUGGACUAAUUAUCGUAACACGUCUUGUCACUCCACAGAGACCAUAUGACACAUUUUGUCAUAGGGAUUCCGUGGUCCAAAAGUUGUCUAUGACUUUUGUGUGUUUCUGUCAGGACAUACUACAGUAAAUGUGUGGAUUAAAGGUGCACAAUACAAAAGGUAGUUUAAAUACACUUUCUUAAAAUACUAAGGAACA
Messenger RNA from Paramisgurnus dabryanus, 937 nucleotides. RefSeq names its product membrane-spanning 4-domains subfamily A member 15-like. Lineage: Eukaryota; Metazoa; Chordata; Actinopteri; Cypriniformes; Cobitidae. The record is from RefSeq and is a predicted model, not a curated record. Gene Ontology annotation, cellular component: membrane.